Synchytrium microbalum is the source of this 4653-nucleotide messenger RNA. RefSeq lists its product as uncharacterized. Gene Ontology annotation, biological process: regulation of DNA-templated transcription. The coding region runs from base 1 to 4653 and encodes 1550 amino acids. The transcript is spliced from 9 exons. Lineage: Eukaryota; Fungi; Chytridiomycota; Chytridiomycetes; Synchytriales; Synchytriaceae. The record is from RefSeq and is a predicted model, not a curated record.
AUGCUUCCCAGUGAUGGCAUCCAAGCAGACAGUCCAGAGAUCGCUUUGUGGUCGAGGUUCAGGGACGCUGUCUUUGGAAUCUUCUUCUGUUUGAUCAAGGAAGGGAGCAUUCAUCCUAUAUUUGUUGCUGUUUCCAUUGUUAUUGACAGUCUUCAAGAUCUGACCUUCCCUGUGUCGUUCCCAUUGUUUCCGUGGCAAAGCGAGAUUUCUUGGCUCAGAACCUUCUUGUCGCUCUUCGCACCAGAGCAAGGACUGGCCGGAACGACUGCAAUCCUGUAUAUCGUACUUGGCUUGCUUGGACUAGUCUUGAUCCUCUCCUUAUGGGUUGGCUACUGUUUUGCCCAAAAUCGAUUUAGAUUCAUCUGGACUCUCAAACUACUGAGGUUUCUCCUGGGCUUGAUUGUCACCAUCUUAUACAUUCCCAUCGUAUCUCUCUUGACCACAUAUCUCGUGACUUGUGGAGAUGCUGCCGAUAGUCCCAUCGCUUUAUGUUGGGCAGGAUCCAAUCUGUAUCGAAUCUAUAUCGCUGUCGUGCUUGUACUGUUUGUCCUUACGACCAUUGCAAUCAGUUUCGUCUUCUUUGAACCUGAUCCACAUCCCGCCGACCCUCUCGCUCAACCUCAUGGUCGUUGUGAUGCAUUGUAUCUCUGUGGACGUACCAUUUUGGCUGUGUCUAGUAUCGUGUUGAGAGAAAAUGAGGGAAUACCUACAUCGGAUGCUAUUGCUCAAUGGAUUAUGGGUGGUGCUUGUUUGAUUAUUUCUGGAACAAUGGCCUUUGUGUGGUGUUGGGCUUCUCUUUGUACUUGCUACGAUUUGCUAAGACCAGGAUCAGAUAUUGGAAUAAUCUUCUUGGUACUCUCACCAGUAGCAGUUUGGCUUCAUUAUGGAGCCACAAAGGCACGUCGUCUCCAACUGUCAAAACUGCCAAUAACGGAAUGCAAAGAUGCGUUCACCAUCGAACUCAAAAUCCGUAUCUUCUUGGACGAACGUGGAUUGCUCUACCAUCACAGUGACGGCCGUCUAGUCAUGGCCAGAGUAGCGGCUAGUCCUGGUGAUUUAGGUGCUGCUAGAGCUGCCGCCAAUGCUCCUGUCGUAGGAACACCACCUGAAAUCGAGACCGCGUUGGCUGAUGCCGAGACAAUGUACCACGAAGCCUCUAAACGAUUACCGCAAAGCUGCAUGCUUCAACUCUUCAUUGGACAAUAUCAUUUGAUUCAUCUUGGAAAUCGCAUACAGUGUUUGGCUUGUCAUGGUAAAGCCGAGACGUUGGCUCCCCGUCUUGAUGCCGCCUUUUUGAUCUUCAGACGACGAAGGAUGCUUCAUGAACGAUUCGCUGGGGGUGAUGUUAUUGACUUUAUUGCAUUUGAACAAUCGCUUCGAUUGGCUCGAAAGUCUGAAAAACGAGCUGUGAUUUGUCAAAUUGGCUUCUGGGGUGAACUAUUGAAACAGGAUCCUUCUCUUAAGCGAAUCCGGGAGCGUGCAGCGGAUAUUUCAGACGCCAUCUCUGCAGCUCAAAACCACUUCAGCUCCAUCCUCAAAACAAACGGUGAAACGCCGUACGUCCUACGUGCAUACGGCUCCUUCUUGAUCAACGUCUUGAAUGACAGCGCUGGUCAAGAUUUAUUGGAUCGUGCCGAAGAACUCGAAGACGCUCAAAAGGACGAUACUGCAUCCGAACAAAGUGGAGAUACUGAAGCCGAAGACAAGGUCAAAGAAGACGCUGGUGUUGAUUUGUUCUCGCCCGACAAUGCUGUUAUUGGCAUUAGUGGAGAUGCUAGUAAUCUGGGUAUCAUAAUGCAUGCCAAUCCUAUGGCGUUGAAGGUCUUUGGGUAUAAGAAGAGUGAACUCAUUGGAAAAAACAUCAAUGUUAUUGUUCCAAGUCCAUUCUCUGAAAGCCAUGACAUGUUUUUGACACGAUAUCUUGAUACCGGUUAUGCCAAGGUCAUUGACCGAUCUCGUAAAGUACUUGGAUUGGAUCGCUCUGGGUACCUCAAACCCAUGGCUUUGUGUGUCAAACAGGAGGUCGCUGGUACCACAAAUAUGUUUAUUGGGGUCAUCCGAAGUGUGCCCGAAAAGGCUGGGCAUGAGUUCAUAAUCUUGGAUGAUCAGCUCAACCUCAAACAUAUGACGAUCGGUUUCGCAUUCAAGUAUGGACUGAAGACUCGAGAGUUGGCUGACCUCCCAAACAAGUCUAUCUCGCAAUGGAUUCCCGAAUUUACUGUCGAACGAGUCUUGGAAUUCACGACACGAGCUGGUUUCAGAACAACACAUGUUUUCGAUGCCGAGGUCAAGCAAGUUCAAGUUACAGCUGACCCAGUAUCAGUUGGUGCCCUCAUGUGCUAUAUCUGUCGGGUUAAAAUCUCCGAGAUGCCUGAAGUAUCAGGCCCUCAACUUGGUCUUCCACAUUCGUCUAUGCCACAAAGUCGAGCUCCAUCUGUAACACGAGCUGCCAGCACCGGUAACAAUACCGGCCUACAUGCUUGUCCAUUCGCAGGUGGACCGGGUACACGCCAGCCAUCCGUAGUACCCUCAAUGCUACCCCAUCAUGUGUUUGCUCCAGUUCACGCCGGAGCCUCCGGAAGCAUGUCCUCUAUGUCGAACGAUGGGGAGAUGCCAAUGAGUUUCUCAGCUGGUGUUUCUUUGGAUGACGUGAACUCUAAUCCUUCAGGUGGUGCUGCCAAUCCUAAUACGACAAACUUUUCGCUAAGGGAUCCUGAAGCCAGCACCAAGUUUGUCACAAUGGAUAAAGCAAACGUCCCACGUAGGAAAUCGUCAGUUGGCUCUACGACCAGGAAACGAAACCGUGGUCGUGGGAUCGGGUCAUUGCAGUCUAUGAGAGCUACUGAUACUUUGACAAGAUUGCAUUAUGUUGUCAUUGGAAUGUUGAUUGUUCUUGUUGUUCUUGCUAUAACGUCAGAGAUUCGAUUCAAACAGAAUCUGGAUACAUACGGAGCUGGUCUAAUUCGGAUUCGAGACGUCGGUGACGUUUGUCUUCAAGCCAUAUCUACCUUUUACGCAACUCGAACAAUCGAUUUGACUUAUGCUGGGAUUUUAACAGCGAGCAAUGUCUCUGCCGCUAAAACACAAAUGAAUACCUCCCUAACAUAUCUCCAAUCAACAAAGAGCAUCUUUGCAGCAUCAUCGACAUCAUCGUUGCCACCAGCAAAUGUGCUUUUACAAGCUUCCUUGACUGAUACCACUACAUCAUACUCUACUCUCUUUGACGCCAUUGGGUUGCUUGUCACUAAAGGCUCCUAUGUGAUAUCAAGUACAAGUGCAUCUGACCCUCUACUUCCUUCUCUUUUAUCAUUCGUGAUGCUGAAUACGCCAAACACCAUCUUGGCUGCUCUCAAUGCCACGGCCAGUCUAAGUCAAGCUAGUGUCACCGCCAGUAUUGGAAGUUUGCGAACUGAGGCUAUAUGUUGGGGUGUGCUCGGACCGUGUUUUGCCUUGAUUAUAACGCUUGUUGUCUUUAUCAUUGGCAGACGUAUUGAGACAGACAGGACAAGACUGUUGCGCUUGUAUCUCGAGAUACCUAGAGAAGUAGUUAGAGGGAUCUAUGAAGGUGCUGUUGCUCGUCGUGAUGAAGCCAAGAAUGACGAUGAGGACGACGAUGAUGAAGCGCCAAGGAUUCAUCUCUCCACUUUUGGAUUGAAUACGAGUAGUGGUGAAACCAGAAAGAGUAAAUCCGAGCUACGACCACAAUCAUGGAUCAAUAAGUUACAAAAUCAGUAUGCUUUGGCGUCACGAUCAAGUACCAUCUUCAUGGCCACAGUGCUCUAUUUCGUCGCUAUAUGUACAGCCGUGGGAAUCACCGUUGAUUCGACACUUGGAGUAGAUCUGUUUUGGAGAUCCUUGUCUCGAUCAACGCUAGUCCGACUCAUCAACUAUCAACUCCGAGAAUCUUGGGCCCUUACCAACACCAUUUCAACACCACCAUCUGCUAUCCGUCCUUCCGCCACUGCUUCGACCCAGGUCGCUAGUCUGAUUUCAUCCUUGUCGUGGAUUGAAAAUGGUCUUAUAUACUCUGAUUCAAACAUGGGGACACCUGGUCUGUCUACUCAAAACUCGGACUUGAGCACACUGGAGCUCGUCAGUGGAUGUAUAAGUGGCGUGUCACCAUCUGAUUGCUCGACAUUCAGCUCGUCAAUCAUGUCACAAGGACUUCAUCCAGCCAUUCUAAGUUACAUGGACAAUGCAAGAGUAGCUAGUCUCAGUCUCUCAAACUCGUCACAGUAUUCCGUAAACGCCACCGCAUCCACCUUCCAACAAGUAUCUCUCGUCUACUCCUUGGAUCAACUCUACCUCCCAACAGCACUAGACUACUCGUCAACCAUCGAACUAAAUCAAGCAGCAACAGCCGUAGCUCGCUUCUCAAACCUGAAUAUUGGACUAACUGUUGCAUACUGUGUCUUCUUGUGCUGUUUCUACUUGCUACUGUUUGUGCCACUGCUACGCAAGAUUGGAGAGGAUCUAAGAAGGAAUAAUGAUAUGCUGUUUAUGAUACCUGAUAGUGUCCUGGCUCGUAUGGUAGAUGAGAAACGGGGUAAUAUUCAAUCUGACGCGUCAAAGUUGAGCUUGUCGAAACAGAUGCUGUCGCAAUCGAGGAUUUUUAGGAGUGCGGUUGUUGGUGAUGGUGGCAGUCCUGUAUAG